Phlebotomus papatasi is the source of this 2257-nucleotide messenger RNA. RefSeq lists its product as uncharacterized. Gene Ontology annotation, molecular function: transmembrane transporter activity. NCBI's taxonomy places the organism in Eukaryota, Metazoa, Arthropoda, Insecta, Diptera, Psychodidae. The transcript is spliced from 6 exons. The record is from RefSeq and is a predicted model, not a curated record. Gene Ontology annotation, cellular component: membrane. The coding region runs from base 236 to 1696 and encodes 486 amino acids. Gene Ontology annotation, biological process: transmembrane transport.
ACGAAGUUGAAUGGUUGUCUGAUAUUAGAGUACAGACGACUUAUCUGGAGUCAGUCUCACGAGAUCGGUCCAAGUGAAGUGUCACAGGCGUAUUGAGCUUGAGUUCCGGUGACCGCCAAAAAGCCCAUUCUUGCUCUUCUGUUCUGCCUGAAAGCAAAAAUAGGGUGGUUUCUCUGGCAAUAGUGCAAAACAGUGGACGUGCUAAGGGUGAAGUGUUGGGUGAAAAUUAUCACAAAUGACCGGAAACGGAGUGGUGGGAGGCAUUUCCUCCUCGGCAUCAUCCUCAAAUGUGAGGACGUGCAAUUUUCCAUAUUGCACCGUGUUCGUGGCAUCUCUCGGAUACUUUAUCAUUGGAAAUUCGAUUGCAUGGUCGAGUCACGCCAUAUUUUUCCUUCUGAUGGAAGAUCCUGAUGUGAAGCUGUUCUAUGUAAUCGCUUCUCUGUCUUUUGUGGCAACGGUUAUCCCACUUGUGGUCUAUAAAAUGCUAAAUGCAGUCAGUCUCAAGUUCUUCCUUAUCCUCGCAGCGGUCUUUGCCUCCCUCUCAUGGGUGGUGCCACUACUGGGAGAAUUUCUAGGAUUUUCGCAAGGAUUUUCACUAUUCUUCAUCGUUGUCUGUGGACGUCUUCUGGCCGGAUUGGCGGUGGGAAUUUUUCAUUUCCUCGUACCUAUUUAUCUGGAAGAUCUCAUGGCUGGUGGUUCAUGUAAGGAGACGCGUCUUCUCAUCGACAAUGUUCUUUGCACCCAAUUUGCAAUUGGUGUCCUCACACAAUAUGGAAUUGGAUACCUCCACAGUGGUACUUUAAUCUCUCUACUCUCCGUCAUCCUGGCCCUUCUUAUUGCUGUCGGACUAUUUUUCAUUCCUCAAUCACCGAGAUAUUUGUGCAAUGCCAACAGAAGUGAGAAAGCUAGAGGGAUUCUUCAGCAAUUCCGGGGAACUUUGAGGAACACUGAGGAGACCAAACAGAUUGAUGCCGAUAUUGAUUUCUGGUCGAGCAAACAGGACCAAAUUGCUUUUGGGACCAUUUUUGAGAGUGUCAACAGUAUAAAGUUGCUCCUUCCGACACUUGGGCUCAUUUUUUGGGAGCAGAUGAUUGGAAUUGUUGUUAUAUUCUUUUAUUUGAUACCAUGCCUCCACCACUUGCAUGAUGGAAAUACAGGGAUGUCAGAAACACUUCUAGUAACAUCAGGAUUUAUUAUUGGGACUAUUCUAGCCACUUUUAUGCGUGUGAAAAUUAACCAGAAGUAUCUGUUGAUGACAUCUGGAAUUAUAAUGGGAGCCCUACUGAUUGUCGUUGGCAAUUACGAUCAUUUUCAGCGAAGCACGAAUCGGUCAAAUCGAAACUUUGGGUAUUUCCCGGCAGCUUGUUUUGCUGUCUUCCUUAUGCUCUAUGCAUUCGGUUUCCGAAGGAGUGUCUCAAUUUACCAGCAUCAACUUAUCGAGAGAAAAAAGCUCCUUCUCUGGAGAUCUCUGAGUGUAUCGAUUGCCUGGGCAACGGUGACCUUCAUCGCCUGGAUAUUUGCCUACGGAUGGCCAGUUGUUGGACUUGGUUGGAUCCUCAUCUUCAUUGGGUCUAUCAGUCUAUUGGGCGUGAUCUUCAUUUUCGCAUGUUUUCCAAGUUCUGUUGAAGAGAAACCACCUCGGAAGCAAGAACAUCUGAACAACUUCGAAAACGUCCCUUUAGAUAGUGUAUUGUAAAAGACAUUUUGAUAAAUUAAGGCGACUUUAAUAUUCAAAUAUUUAACACCGAAUAUUAACAGUUUGCUGAACAAGUUUCACAAUGUCUUCUUUCAAAUGAUGACACUUCAAUGAUACUCCAAAGAGAAUUAAUACACUUAUAGUUUUUUUUAAGUUUCCUUUUGAUAAAAUCUAGCUUUGGAAUGAAGGUUAGACUAUACAUGUUAUACACAGGAGGUUUAUUUUUUAUAUCUUGUUGACACGUCUUAUUAAAUAAUUUACUUAAGGCAAAGAGAAAUUUAUUCCUUUCCUAAGUUAUUAACAAAAUAUUCAAAAAAAGAUUUCUUAUGCAUAUAGUCUGAAAAAAAUAUAUCCUUUUAAAAUCUAUUAUUUAUAGAUACAGUUUUUAUAUAGUUUUCUCAUUUUUUGUUUACAUUUAUAGUUUAGGUAUCUUGACUUUUCAUUUUUAUUAUAUGUACAUAAUAUUUUCUAUUUCUUAGUUUUUUUUCUAAACUUAUAGUGUUAUACUUUUAUGUACUUUACAAACGCUAACUGUGUAAUAUAUAUUUUUCUAUCAAGUUA